Molecule: messenger RNA, 1528 nt
Organism: Staurois parvus
Lineage: Eukaryota; Metazoa; Chordata; Amphibia; Anura; Ranidae
Source: the annotation of a GenBank genome assembly
AGAAUUCCCCUUUAUUUGGAGAGAAAAAGAUAUAAAAUACCUAGGAAUAAAACUUGCUACCUCAUAUAAACAACUGUAUAGAUUAAACUAUAUUUCUCUGAUAAAUGAGAUUAAGGACGAACUAAAAAAGAUUAGAAGGAGGAAAUCCAUCAUGGUUAGGACGUAUGAACCUAAUUAAAAUGGUAAUUAUCCCUAAAAUAUUGUAUAGAUUUCAAAUGAUCCCGAUCAAACUCCCAGAGGUGUUUUUUUAAAAUAAUGAGAAAAAUGUUUAACAAGAUAUAUAUGGAGGAAUAAAAAGCCAAGAGUAUCAUAUAUGAAACACUAAGUAGGACUAAAGAGAAAGGGGGGAUGGGACUACCUGAUGUCAAGAGAUAUUACAAAGCAGUAAUUUUAGCAAGAAUCUAUGACUGGACGUUUAAUCACAAGGGAAAAGUUGGGUAAAAAUAGAGAAUGAUCUGAGUGGAAUUAAUUUGAGUAAGAUGAUAUGGGUUCCAGCAUAUUAUAGAAGAAUUAAAGAGGGCACAAGCACUUACACUUUAAUGGUUUUAAGGAUAUGGGAUAAUCUACAUAAACACAUGAAAUGGAAUUCAACUCUAUAUUAUUGCCUCUUGCAAACACGGAAUUUUUCCCCCCCAGGAAAAGAUGAGAUAUCAGGGAGAUGGUUUAAAAAGGAAGAUAUCCAAUUGAGAGACGUAUUGGAAGAGGGGGAAUUGAGAACAUUUAAAGAAUUAAAAGAGAGAUGGGAGGAGAUAUGUUUACUAAAAUAGAUGAGUGGAAAUAUCAUCAAUUGAAAUGUUUUAUAGGAACUCUCCCAAAAUCCUUGAGAUUAAAAAAGGAGUGGAAUAUGUUUGAAAGGCUACUAGAAACACGUAGAGAUGGGAAACAUGGUGUUACAAAAAUGUAUAGAAUACUUACAGAACUAGACACAGACACAAAGUUAAUUUUUAUAACAAAUUGGGAAAGAGAUAUGGGGGUGGUGAUAGAUGAAGAUCAACAGAAUAAGAUAUUUAGACUAAUUCACGAGUGUGUUAGUAUGAGAGAAGUUGAGAUUAACUAUAAAUGUUUGACACGAUGGCAUAUUACACCGAGCACUGAGCACAGGAUGAGGGGGGAGAAUUCAAAAAUGUGUUGGAGAGGAUGUGGGGAAGAGGGCACGGUGUUUCACAUAUGGUGGCAAUGUCCAAAAAUCCAGGUUUUCUGGAAGACAAUAGUCAAAUUAAUAGAAAUAAUAACUGGAAAUGACAUAGGAUUAGACCCAACCAUGUGUCUCCUACAUAGUGUUGAGACAACAGUAAAUAAAUAUAAAGAAUCAGGUGUAUGGUACUACUUGAGUGCUGCAAAAGGGUUGAUCCCCAGGUUUUGGCGGAGGAUAGAGGUGCCAACGGAGGAGGAUUGGAUCAAUAGGGUAAACCAGAUUAGCAGAAUGGAAAAAUCUUAUCAUAUUCAGGAAGAUAGGAUGAAAAUAUACUAUUUACGAUGGGAAAAAUGGGAAAAAUCGGGAUUGAAAGAGAAAUAUAGAAAACUCUAA